AUGGCAGUCCCAACAAUAGCUUUAUACGCGAGCCCACCUAGCAGUGUGUGUUCAACAUCAUAUACAUGCCAAACCAACGCGCACGCAACUUAUGAGUUUGAAUUGAAUCCGAGAUCUUCGUCAACAGCUUCGUCUAGUGCGUCUUCCUCUCAUAAACCAAUUGUUGGUGGUCUAUCGCGUUUGUUUUCAUCCCUAGCAGUGAAAGAUGCAUCAUUUUCGAGUGAUAGAGAGGAAUUGGGAGGAGACGAAUUGAAGGAAUUGAGUGGUUCAUUUUGUUAUACACCGAGUAAAUACCUUGCUGGCUCUUCUAUAAAGAGGGAUCAAAGUCCGGUUUCGGUUUUGCAAGGUCAAGUCUCUUGUUCUAGUAGCCCACCUAUGAGGAUUGCUAGAGAAAGGAGUGGUUGUGAUGUGGGUUUUCAGACUUCAAUUCAUGUCUCAUUUCAUGGUGGGGCUAAUGGGCUCUUUAAUGGGUUUGUGAGGAACGCAUUAGGGUCUUGUGUUGAUUAUGAUUCUCCGAGUUUUGAAGUUCACAAUAAUGGUAUUGAUGUGGGUUUCAUCUUCUGUGGCUGCACAAAAUUUUUUGUGAUCAAGGCUUUUUAUGAGGCUGAGAAAGCACAUAGGGGACAGAUGCUCGCCAGUGGAGAUCCUUAUUUGCAGCAUUGUGUAGAGACUGCAGUUCUGCUUGCUAUCAUUGGUGCUAAUUCCACAGUGGUUCCUGCAGGGCUUUACAUGACACUUUAG
Dovyalis caffra is the source of this 741-nucleotide messenger RNA. NCBI's taxonomy places the organism in Eukaryota, Viridiplantae, Streptophyta, Magnoliopsida, Malpighiales, Salicaceae. The record is from the annotation of a GenBank genome assembly.